Molecule: messenger RNA, 2139 nt
Organism: Fibroporia radiculosa
Lineage: Eukaryota; Fungi; Basidiomycota; Agaricomycetes; Polyporales; Fibroporiaceae
Exons: 22
Coding region: 1-2139 (712 amino acids)
Source: RefSeq, a predicted model, not a curated record
AUGGUCUCGAGAAGCCUGGAACUACAUCCAUGUAUAGUCGACGAGCUCCUUGCCCUUCAAUCCGCAGAGAUUACCCGAUUGCGCACGGAACUCGAAAAUGAGCAGACUGACUCGAGGAUGGGGAAGGCGCAACAUGAAAAGGCAAAGCGGCGAUUCGUCACAGCUGACGACCUGGGUCAACUACGAGAAGAGUUGUAUACCCACGCCUCAUCCACGCGCACAAAUGUCAAGACUCGCGAGGAACAACUGCAGGAUUUAGUGAGAAAGCUAGAGGUUGACCUCGAAGAAGCACGGAUUGUUCUCUCGCAAUCUGAGAAACGAGAAGCGGAGCUAUUGAAAGACUUUGAGGAUGUCGUCAGCCAUCGGGAAGUCGAAGCCGCAGAUGCGAUGCAUCCAAAGGAAUGCAGUGCUGACCUUCAAAGGCAACUGGCUCACAAGAGUCAGGAAAUUGAAAUGAGCCUUCUUCGUAUGGAAGAAUUGGAAGAGUCUCUCUCGAGGGCUAAGGCAUAUUCCAUCUUGCAGAAUGAGCUGAAUGAGAAAUUACAUGAUCAGACUCUAGAUAAAGAACAGAUGGAGGAAAUGCGAAAAGAGCUCAAGAGUAUCUCUGCUGAGAAACAUGCGCUCGACGAAGAAUUGCAAUCUAAGGUGUGGGCUUAUACGGAAAAUAUAAGAGAUUUGCAGAGUGUGAUACGCUCGCAAGAUUCGGAGCUGUGCACUUUGUAUGCUCGACUUAAAAUUGAAGGAUCACAGAGCUGCGAAAGCGUGUUCGAGUCGCGAGUUGUUGCACAAGCGAGCGAUCCAUUGCGGGCGGCGCCACCCGGAGCGAGCAUUCAGCAAAUAUUUGGGCCAUUCGCACGUCAGGCAUCAAGUUUUGAGAAAAUCAAGCAGUCAUCCUCACGGCUAUCGCGGCAAUGUAGGACUCCCAACAUUAUCCAAGUGACAAGCGAGCUCGAAUGGAAUGAUUGUCCAAGAGUGGGAUUUUACAUUAAGCCAGAGAAGAAACGCAGCAAGAAGAAGUGGUCGAGUGCAAAAGCCUUGAAAAAUACUCCACAGGGCAAGAUCGAGCUUAUUGCGAACCCAUUUUUUUUUCAGAGUCGGUUCUGUUACCUCGGGACGUACACCGUAUCCGCGCCCCAGAAAAUGUCGCCGAGCGAGUUCCAGAGCCUGUCAACGCGGAUCAAGGACCGCCUGUUCGCUGCGACUGGGAAGGCGAAACAUGUGACAGAGAUCCGCCAGAUGUAUAACAAUGGGAACGCGGCAGCGUUGCUGUUCAAGGUCACUCGCAUCUCCGAUGCUACUGUCCAGAGCCUGCUGACUCUCCAGAGCGCGGAGAUCGCACGUCUCCACCACAAACUCGCGGAUACAGAGUCUCAAUUCGACCAAACGAUUACCUAUAGACCAUCGCAAGACAGCGAUGGUUCGGACGUGAGAGUACUGCGAGAGCAGCUGUGCGACUUGGUGGACAAGAUAAAACCUAUCCAAAUGAUUCAUAGCGUGUCAGAGGAAUUAGAAGCUGCGAAUAAAUCCAAUCUAGAGCUGCAGAUGAGCUUCGAAGAACUGAAAAAUGAUUUUGUUACACUCCGUACUGAGAAGGACGAAAUUUCUGGUAUGCUUCAGUCCGAGAAGGAGAGCAAAGCUGCAUUAGAGGAGGAUCUCGCUCAACUGCGGAUGCGAGAAGCGAACCUCAGGGCCGAAUGGGCGAUGUCAGAGAACGAUGUGAAGGAGGAGAUAUUCUCGCUACUCAAUGAGCUUGAUGACCAGCAUGUGGUGACAGACGACCUGCGACAACAAUUUUGUGAAACAACUACUGAGAAGAAUGUGAAAGGAUUUCAACUUCACGAACAACUGGAGCUGUAUCGAAAGGCUCAGAUGCAGAAAACAAUAGUACAUGUGCAAGAGCUCGACGCUGUUCGUGCUGAGCUUGCGACAUGCCGAGCAGAAUUAGAGGCAGUGAAACAGGCAGAAGUCCGUAGUACACUGGAAGUCCCGGCAAACGAUCCGUUGCGAACAGCCGCUAUCGAUCAUCCUGUCCCUGUCAUGACAUCGCUAACCUGGUCAGAAAAUCUGGACAAAAUCAAGACGAUGUUUGUCCCUAUCACCAGUACAGCCAGCCUUGAGACAUUUACCAAGUUUCUGUGA